Meleagris gallopavo (turkey) is the source of this 1353-nucleotide messenger RNA. NCBI's taxonomy places the organism in Eukaryota, Metazoa, Chordata, Aves, Galliformes, Phasianidae. The record is from RefSeq and is a predicted model, not a curated record.
CCCGCUGCGCUCAGCGCCUCCCGCAUCCCCGCAGGGCGUGAAGGAGUUCAAGUGCGAGGUGUGCGGGCGCGAGUUCACGCUGCAGGCCAACAUGAAGCGGCACAUGCUCAUCCACACCAGCGUCCGGCCCUACCAGUGCCACAUCUGCUUCAAGACGUUUGUGCAGAAGCAGACGCUGAAGACGCACAUGAUCGUGCACUCACCGGUGAAGCCAUUCAAGUGCAAGGUCUGUGGGAAGUCCUUCAACCGUAUGUACAACCUGCUGGGCCACAUGCACCUGCACGCGGGCAGCAAGCCCUUCAAGUGCCCCUAUUGCUCCAGCAAGUUCAACCUGAAAGGCAACCUGAGCCGGCACAUGAAGGUCAAGCACGGCGUGAUGGACAUCAGCCUGGACAGCCAAGAUCCCAUGAUGGACCUGUCUGGGGCUGAGCACACCGAGCUGGACGGGCAGCAGGAGAUGGAAGACUACGAGGAGGAGAACUCGUACGGCUAUGAGGGUGUGGGGAACCCCCCAGACGACGGCGCGCUGGCAGAGCAGGCCAUGAAGGAAAUGGCUUAUUACAACAUGUUGUAGCAAGGAGGGCGGGUGGCCCGGGGUGGGGGGGGGGUGGCGAAAUGGAUCCAGCGUGUAAGAGAACUGCUGCUGGGAUGCAGUGCUGCUGCAGGGGGGUGGGCAGGCGGGGACAUCCCUAAAGCACGGCCAGGCACAGGGCAGGGAGCCUGGGAGAACUCCUGCCUUCAUGAGGUCAUUCCUACCGGGGGCCCAUUCUCCCUAAACCUCUGGAGAAGGAGUGUCCUCCUACCCGGUGCCCUGCCACCCCUUUGUCCCUCACACCUCAGUGGUGGCCGGACCCUCACCCCGUUCCUCACCUGUGUGAUGUACUUGAAGCUGGCAGGCUGCAUCCCAGCAGACAACGAGCAUCACUCCUGAUCCUACCUCCUGGGUCCCCGCUCAGCUGCACCAUGCCGUGCAUCAGCCUGGCAUCCCCUGCACGGAGUCCAGCACUGCACCGCCUCGCGCUUCCCAGCUCCUCACAGCCCAGAGCAGCUCCUGUUGCUCUGGCACCGGCGGUGAGCUGGUACGGGCAGAGCUGGGGCAGGCCACGAGAGGCCACAGGGCACACACACAAAGAGUAUUUUCUUACAAACUAAUUGCAAAGCUCAGCGGAAGCAGCAGCUCUGAGUACAGAGUGGCUUUGGCGAGCAGUGUAUUUAAAGGAAGGCAAACCCUGUUCAACUUGAGCAAAUGAUGGUAUUUUGAAAGUAAUUUAUUUUUUUCAGAUGUGCCGCGUGGUUGGAUUUAUCUUUUCACUGAGUUCAGUUUCCUUCAACCAAUGUUCUUUGUAAACCUGU